This is a messenger RNA of Oldenlandia corymbosa var. corymbosa, 2796 nucleotides long. The record is from the annotation of a GenBank genome assembly. NCBI's taxonomy places the organism in Eukaryota, Viridiplantae, Streptophyta, Magnoliopsida, Gentianales, Rubiaceae.
AUGGACUUUUCAGAGGAAUGGAAAUUCCUAUGGCGAGUUGCUGAAGUAUACUCCUCACCGGCUCUAGCUGACCAGUACCUUCCGCCACCAAAACGACCCCGUCAUGAAUUCCCAGAAGAAAAGGAGGAAGGAAACUGUGAAGACAUUGGCCCUGUUAUCUUUGCCCCAUGUCCCGAAACUCUUGUCCGUCUUAUCUCUUCACCCUCUUUAGCCCCUCGCCUUCCACAGCCUUAUCCUAGAUUAUCGCUCCAUAGAUUCCUUAAGACCUCUACCUCUUCCUUGCUUUAUUCUGAUGCUUCCACCAUUGCCUCUGAAUUAGGCCCUCAAGAAGGACUCGAUUUUUCUUACAGUUACUUGCAUGGUUUUAAUUCCCUCCAGUUGCUCACUUACAAGUGUGGCACCAGUGAUGAAAGUUUUUAUUUGGCUUUUUUCCCAACUGGUGAGAAUUGUGAUGAAGUUGGAUUUCUUAAGUUUUGCAUUAAGGAUUCCAAAAUGGGAUUUGGUUCAGGUUGUGAAUACCAAAGAGUGUUAACCACUGGCGAUAGAUUAAAAUCUCGAAUUCUGAAGUUGCUGGUGAACCCUGUUUCUGAUUAUGAUGACUUUUCAACAGUUUGCUCUGCCACUUCAUCUUCAGCGAGUUCUGUUGCCAUUAUCGGCUAUGCAAUGGCCUGUACCAUGUAUUCUGUGCAUUGGUAUACGGUGAAGUUAAGGUCUGAUGGUUUUGGGGGACGGAGCGUGAAGGUAGAAUAUUUAGGUCGUAAUUUUUUCAGGAGUUUUGCAGUUAUUCAUGCCUGUUGGAGUCCACAUUUAAAUGAAGAGUGUGCAAUCUUGUUGGAGUCUGGUGAAGUGUUCUUGUUUGACGUUGGUUCUCACAAUGAGGUAAAAAAAAGGAAGCUGAAGAUUUUGUGGGGUGGUACAAAUUUGAAGGAUACUGGCCGUGGUUGCUGGUUUGCUAUUGAAUUUAGCUGGCAUCCAAGAAUCCUAAUAGUUGGUCAUGUGAGUGCCAUUUUUGUCAUUGACGCAAGGUCAAAUGGAUGCAGUGUUAGCUGUUUACUGAAGAUUGAGAUGCUGUCGCCUAAAAUUGAUAGAUUCCUCACACUCUGUCGAGCUGGUGGUUCCGAUGGAUUCAACUUUUGUGUAGCUUCUAGAAGGUUUCUUGUGCUUUGUGAUGUGAGGCAGCCAUUUAAGCCACUUUUGCAAUGGGUGCAUAACCUUGAUAAUCCAUGCUUUAUCACUUUCUUUAGGUUGUCCGAGCUCAGGAUGAACGCGAAAAAUGAUAAGUUUAAGUGGGCAACAAAUUUAGGCUCUUGCAUUUUCUUGGGAUCAUUUUGGAACAGUGAGUUUAGGCUUUUCACUUAUGGACCAAAAAGCAGCAGCAAAUGUUUUUCUUCUGAAAUUGCCAAAUUCUGUGGCUCUUUGUAUGCCUGGGGUCUCCCUUCUGAAUUCUCACUGUCGGGAAAUGAUACCCACUGUGCAGACUGUUUAGUGAGAGACGAGUUCUCAAAGGAAGCUCUUCCCCGUUGGAUUGAUUGGAGACAAAAGAGGGGAUUAGUCAUGGGGUUCAGCAUUCUUGAUGGAGAUCCAUGGGCUCAGACGCCAAAAGCAGACAGUUUUGGUGGAUUUUUGCUAAUUAGGUUAAUGUCCUCUGGGAAACUAGAAGCAAUGAGAUAUCAAGCCGUCUGGGAAUUUGAUCAAAAUAAUGAUCAACCUCACCUUAAGCCUUUAUGUGGUUCUCAAGCUGACCUUUUGUACGAUGCAGUGGAAGCAAAGGACAACUAUCAAAAGAAUACCGGAUACCUGAUGCUUGAACACCUUGGGGGAUAUUUGAAAGGUGAUUUGGAUGAAGUCCUUGUUGAGAAAAUGAAGAAGUUCAAUGCGAUUGACUUGCAAAGGGCAUCAAAAAAUGAGAUUAAUAGGAUGAUGGAGUCUGGUGAGUCCUCUGAAUUUGUACCAUUGUCUAGGAUCAUUGACGUCUUAAACGAUGUAAAUUUGCCAACAAGUGUGCAUGAAAUUUCCCUAAGGAGUGUUUGGGAUGGGAUGCCAAAAUAUCUACUUCAUUUGGCUUUACCUUGCCACACAGAAAAUCCUGAACUUUCGAACGAAUUUGGUUGUUCUGGUAACCAGCCCGGACUUCCAUUUGAGAUGAACAAAUUUCAGGGUUCAAAUGCCUUCGUGCCCGUUCAUUUUCUACUUACACUUCACAAGGUUUUCAUGGAGGAAGUUGCUCCAACUAGAAGGUCAACGGAGGAAGAAACAAGUAUACGCUCUGCAGAUGAUGAACUCAAACUUCAGUGUAAUAGAGUGAUGGAAGCAGCUCAUGAACUAUCUAGCUCAAAUUCUGAAACAGACUCUCAGCUUCAGAGACCUGUCUCCCUUGCUGAUGAUAACGAUGACUUUCUUGUCGAUGACAGAACUGUAAGAAAGUUCGGCUGUCAUGAACCAGUAGCGUUAUUGGACGAAGUUCCCGGGGUGGAUCAUAAUCCUCUGGGACAAUCUGAAACUGGGAAGAAGAAGUUUACAGCCUUUGAAAAUUUUGGAACUGGGAAUAACAGAUUUUCCAACUUCCUUUUCCAAAAGCGCCAACUGGACCUUGAUAUCAGUCCGGGUAUGGUAGACCAAGAGCUGUUCAAUGUUGGGUGUCCCAUAGAGUUGAAGUUUAAAGACGAAGGUCUAUCUUUCAGCUCGAAAGAACUGAAGCUAUUCCGAACGUUAAAGAAACAAGAAUUAGAUUUCCAGAAAGGAUUUCGACCUUAUCAGGAAUAUCUCGCUAACACUAGCUUAGGAAAACAACAGUAG